AUGAAGUUACUCACUGUUAAUUUUCUGACAUGUGCUGUUAAGGCAUGUAAGGGAUCUCCUUCAGCAUUUCCCCUCCAUUUUCGCGAUGUCGAACUUGAACUUCAGGAUGUUGAUUUCCAGCCGGAUUUCAUACGCAAUAUUAUUCCUCGAGUUGAUUGGGAGGCCCUGCAUAAAAUGGCAAAUGAACUCAAUUUCCCCAAUAUCCCCGAAACCAAGCCAGAGGGCGAAGCGCUUGAAAGCGAACAGCUUCUAAGGGAUCUUCACCGGUUACUACUGGAGACACAGGUUGCAGAGGGAAAGCUUACGUGCGGAAACUGUGGUCAUGAAUAUGUCAUCAAAGAGGGAAUUGCAAAUUUUCUCCUUCCCAGUCACCUAGUAUGA
This is a messenger RNA of Aspergillus puulaauensis, 381 nucleotides long. Its product is annotated as RNA methylation protein TRM112. Gene Ontology annotation, biological process: peptidyl-glutamine methylation; rRNA (guanine-N7)-methylation; tRNA methylation. Gene Ontology annotation, molecular function: protein heterodimerization activity. The record is from RefSeq and is a predicted model, not a curated record. The transcript has 3 exons. The coding region runs from base 1 to 381 and encodes 126 amino acids. NCBI's taxonomy places the organism in Eukaryota, Fungi, Ascomycota, Eurotiomycetes, Eurotiales, Aspergillaceae.